AGGCUGUAAAAUAAUUUAAAGAGAAUUACGAUACUGGAGGUAAAAUUCUUGCCCACUAAACAAGAUUGUCCACAGCAGAGCAGAAAGUGUCAGACCACGUGGUGUCCUCCAAGUGACCUUGCAUCUCUUGUGUUUCCCUUCGCUGGCGGCAUAGAGGAAAAGUUUGUCUAUACAAUUGGACCAGAAAGGAUACCUUACUAGAGCAUCUUCAGAGGGUCAGGGUUACAGCGCGCAAGCCAGCGCCACUCCCAGGAGCCUCACCGGCUCGCCGCUAUAAAAGCUGGGUUCAAAAUGAUGACGGCAUCAGUACCUCCCAACACAGCAACCAUGAAGUUUGUGAUCCUCGCUGUCUUGGCCGCCGUGUCCCUCGCCAACCCUGUGUACGAUGACUCCCACUCCCUCGAGAGCAGGGAGCACAUUCCCAUCCUGAAGGACGAGCGUGUCCACGAGGAUGACGGCAGGUUCAGCAUGGACAUGGAGACUGGCAACGGCAUCUCCUUCUCCAAGUCUGGCUCUCCUGACGGCCCCGAGGGCACUGUUGUCAUGUCUGGAGUCUACUCCUACACCGCCCCUGACGGCACCCCCGUUGAAGUCAAGUUCGUCGCCGACGAGGGCGGCUACCAGCCCGACUCUGCCCUUCUGCCCGUGGCUCCCGCCUUCCCCCACCCCAUCCCCCAGUUUGUGCUGGACCAGAUCGCUAAGGCCGCCCGUGAGGACGCUGAGCGCUCCUCCGAAGAGGGCUACUCCUACGCCUAAAUUCAAUUCUCUCCCUAUGUAAAGAGACCCUUCAUUUGUACAAUGUAUUUAUUUAUCUAUUUUCUGAAUAAAAGUUGAUGCAACUUC
This is a messenger RNA of Scylla paramamosain (green mud crab), 843 nucleotides long. RefSeq names its product cuticle protein AM1159-like. Gene Ontology annotation, molecular function: structural constituent of chitin-based larval cuticle. The transcript is spliced from 3 exons. Lineage: Eukaryota; Metazoa; Arthropoda; Malacostraca; Decapoda; Portunidae. The record is from RefSeq and is a predicted model, not a curated record. Gene Ontology annotation, cellular component: chitin-based extracellular matrix. Bases 292 to 756 code for a protein of 154 amino acids.